AUGGCUGCCAGCAGUGGCGGCUCUGGUGAGUCUUGCAAUGGCGUCCUAUGUCGCUUCAGUGCGUGCACCGCCGGGGGGAACAACCAGAGCGCCGCAUGGAAAGCGUAUGCUACAGAGCCUGGAGAAACGGAAUUGAGGUGGCAAAUCCUUCGCUUUUUGCCGAACGUCGGGUAUACCGAAUCAGGGAAAAAAAGAUAUUGGCGUCACAUUUCUGAUAAUUUCACCCGUUGGGAAGCAUUGUUGCAGCUCGCUCAGCUAGACGCGCCGGCCAACAUCGGGAGGUCCCUCAAAAGCAUCCACUAUCGGCAGGAGGUGGACCAGCUGGACGAUGCCAAUGCGGAUCAUUGGGUGACGUCCGCAGCCCUGCUCUGCUUGCUGGCAUCGUGGGUCAAUGACCGCCGCCGCCUCGACAUACGUUCGCAGUGCCGCGCGAUACUGGUGGCGUUCUUGCAGAAAACCGUUCCCGUCGAGGCGGUGUCCAACGGCCCGCUAUUGGAGUUGCGGCCGAGCACUUCUUGCCAGGCGGCUUGCAGGAGGCUCCCUAUUGUGGACGAUCGAUGCCUUUGCCUGCAACAGUUGGUUGCUAGCGCCGCCAGUGGCCCCGAGCAGGUAUCGCCACAAGCUCGCGUGGCUGAUAAGUUAGUAGUGCUCCAGAAGGAGUCUGGGACGUGCGCGGCAGCCCGGCGUUGGUUUCAGGAGACUUUGCAAGCGCUGCAGCAUAUCGUCGACGACGCCGUGCAUCUGUGGGGCGACUUCGAUUGGCACAAAGGCUCCGACGCGAAGGUCGGAGGGGAAGCCAAGAGGAGGAGGCUCGAUCCACACGUGAAAGUCAUGGCGCUCCACACUGCUGUGGCCGACGGCUCCCAGGCCACGGGGGCUGCGUCUGCUCGCGCGCACGGCAUCGAGGCUUCCGAAGGCGUGAAGAUAAUGAAGUCGGAGCAAGCGUGCUAUCAAUGUGCCUGUCACUUGUCGGCUGCCAGCUCCCAGCAGAUCGCCGUUUGCGUCGACGGGGCCCGCAUGGGCAAGCCCUCUCGCGAGAUGCUCCUGGGGGCCCUGAGCUGCGUGGACACGGACGCCCACUUCAUCUUGCCGCCGCAGGAGUUAGCAGGCAUCCCGGGGCCGAGUAGACUGCGUUGCCAGGGCCCCGUGAAACAAACGCUGGCGCGCGCCCAGCAGGUGCUCAAAGACUACCACGAGACUGCCGGGAAGGAUGCCGCACUCCUUUCGGAGGAGAGGCGGGAGGCUCUGCAGGCCAGCCAGGCUUUGAAGCUCAAGAAGAUGUUCCAGGCAGAGCUCUCGGAGCGCGAGAGCAGGCAGCUCGACAUGCUCGACACCGAGCUCGGCUACGAUCAGAUGCAGAGGAAGGCCAACCUGGCGUGGAUGCGCGCUUUGGACAACAUGCUCAGGGCAGGCUGUGGGAAGACGCUUUCCGAUUUUGUCCCGAGGAGGAGGUUGGCGGCCCUCGGGCCUGGCGAGCGUAGAGAGUUCGUCAAUGUUCAGAUGCCGGAUGGGUCCAUGGAGCUCCGUUCUGUGAUACAGAAGGAGGACGGAGUCCGGUGUUUCGAGCUGCCGAGAGUGGUGGUGGCGAACCGUCGCGUGCACCGUAUUAUGCACAUCGCCUUGGACCAAGGGUCCACUGGAUUGCCUUCGCUAUUAUGGCUCGCCCUUGGCAAGGGCUUGCGUUGCACGGUGACCUGGGACCUCUUUCAUCGUCUUCACAACGACAUGGCUGAGGCGCUUGCCCUUGCUGGAUUGACGGUCAUCCGCCUGGAAUUCUACCAGGUUCUGAAGAUGCGCAAAGGCCCUUGGAAUGGAGAUGGGAAUUGGAAUGUGUUGAGGGGCGCAGCUCGGGAGAUGAAGACCACUCUGAAGGCGGACAAUGCGUUGUUUGAGUUCUUGUAUGAGGACUUGGUGCAGUCCCGGCCCGCGCUCCGCAACCGAGUCGAUGUAGGCAGCGCGGAGCAUCUUGAAGCUUCCUGGCGGUACGUCUGCGACGAGCUGCGGAGCAUCGGGGAGGCAGCGCAGUUUAAGUGGGUCGACCUGAUGGGCCUCAUGUACGUGGGUUUCAAACGGAAAUGGUGGAACUUUGCGAACAACCCAUUGCUCGGGGACCGCGCCCUCCUCGAGGACGCUGGCGAUGAGGCCCUGCCUGGCGAAGGCGAGGCGGAGGUCGACGGGGAUCUUGCAGCAGACCACGGGGGCGAGCCUGACGCUGCAGAACAUGGGCCUUCGGACGAAAAGCUCAGCAUGGAGGCUGCUCGCAAGGUAGUCACCGAGAAGAGGAAACACGUCGCCCAAAUACUUCAGUUUGCAGGGCUCACGUUGGCGAACAGCUUGAAAUGCAGACUCUGGCAAGGCAUGGCGCACUUGCCGCAGCCCUUGGAAGACUUCGUCGGCGCGGCAGUGGUCAAAGUCAAAACGAAGCAGGGCCUGGUAGAGCUGCACCGCGAAUUGACUGGCGGAGUGCUGGUCGAGGUCGCCAGGGACAUUUUGCUCAAAUUCGUGAGCUCCGCCUUCCACGAGGCGUGCGAGUUCAAGGACAGGGUUGCGCCAACAAAGCGUGAGAAAGAUGAAGACAUGUCUGUCUUGAGUUGUUUGUGGGUCUAUGCAUGCAGGCUGUGCGGGGAGAUUCUGAAGACCCAGCAAAUGUUCUGGGCUCCACCGAUGUGCUUCUUACCACUUGUCGACAGCGAGCCUGAUGCGGUGAACGCAUGCUUGGCCUCACUCCAAAAGUCAUGGGAAGCACUGCUCCGACUGGAGACAGCAGCUUGCGCAGAUAAGAAGUGCAAGACGUUCGUUGACGGCCUGCUGGCGCCUCGCAUGCAGUUUGUUAGGGAGGCCUUUGUUCGCCUGGCCGAGACUGGUUUCAAGUGGGUACCCGACGAUCUCAGGGAAUGGUUGCACGGUAUGCUUGCCUCUUUCCUCUCAUCUCUCUUGAACGAGCUCAUGGCGAAGAAGGGCCGAGAGGUGGCAUCAAAAAACACCAGCAAGAGGAUCGACCCGUGCACGCUGUACCACUCUCUAUCGCUUGGAAGCCAUCUGUUGGAGGACUUCGAGCGCAGUCCAGUACCCAUAACUGGCGCUGCGCGCGCGGCCAGUGCCGGCAACGUGCCCACGGGAUCCUUCUUGUUGGACUGCGACGCAGAUUUCUCGUUGUCCCAGGCGGACGAGGACGCUUUCACCUCGAAGGAACCCGAUUGGCCGAAUGUGGGCCCAAGGUCCAUCAGGCUUGGCGCCGUGGCCUGGCAACUGAUGUUGUCCACCGAUGGCGACUGGCGCGGGUGCGACCUAGGUUUCCUGAACCUCCUCGUCCAGCCCGGUUCUUUGAUCAUAGAGGAGGGCAGUGGCCAGGCAAAGCUGGCACUUGCAUCCACUCCAUUUGGUUUUGUCGCUUACCGCACUAAGAUUACUCAGGCGAUGUGGUUGGAAUUCGCCCCAGUGGCGAAGGAGUCCUGCAUGUUUGGUCGAAUCGUGGACCCAAGCAAGUGGAAGGCGAGCUCGGUCGCUGCGAAGCUGAAGCCUGCCGAUUUGGAUGGCGGGGUGCCUGCGGCCAUGUGCCCGAUGUUUGCGAAGGAGUCCGGGCACCUGUUGACGUAUGCCGCCAGGCGGGGCUUCAAGGGUAUGACUGUGGCCCACAUGUUGCGUUUGUUCGACUACCUAGACGUGGCCACCAGACCGAAACCGCGCGCCGAGGUACCUCUUCUGCACGCGUUGGUGGCGCACGUGCUACAGGAAAAAGCCACACAAGGAGUCUUGAAGGAGGCUCUGCUGCGCCGACACGAGACUGAUGAUCUACCAGCUCGACUACGCUCUCAGGUCUCCGAGGUUCUCGGCCCCGAGUUUGAGGAGGACGUGGAGGAGGAACUGAUGGACGAUAGGGACAUUAAGCAGCAGUGCGAGGAGCUGAAGGCAGCGAGAGCGAGGGCGGAGGUCAAACAGAAAAAGAACAUGGCCGCAGCAACAGCGAUGAUUCCAGCCUUCCCGCCGCCUCCCGCUCCGGCCACGGCAGGCCCAGCGGGGGGAAGGAAGAGGAAGUUUACGCCAGUGCCUGCGACGGGGCUCUCCAAGGAGGAGGGGCAAGCCCUGUUGCCUCCAGGUUGCACGUUCAGCAAGGAUUUGAAGGAGAACAGGUGGAGGAUGAAGUCGCCUCAUCUGGUGGGCGCGCUCAGCAAGUCGUAUGGCCCAGCCAGUGCUCUGGAUGACUAUGGUGCGAUGCUCUAUCUUGUGCUGAAGGCGUGGAAGGAGGAGGGCCGUGUCAAUGAGGUCGAGUGCCCAUUUGAAUUCGAGGGAGCCGGGCACUUGCUUUCACUGCUCUAG
Messenger RNA from Prorocentrum cordatum, 4317 nucleotides. Lineage: Eukaryota; Dinophyceae; Prorocentrales; Prorocentraceae. The record is from the annotation of a GenBank genome assembly.